Messenger RNA from Hyposmocoma kahamanoa, 2708 nucleotides. RefSeq lists its product as uncharacterized. The record is from RefSeq and is a predicted model, not a curated record. The transcript is spliced from 4 exons. Lineage: Eukaryota; Metazoa; Arthropoda; Insecta; Lepidoptera; Cosmopterigidae. The coding region runs from base 110 to 2623 and encodes 837 amino acids.
ACUUCGACCGUCAACCACCGCCGUCACUCAGUCGUUCUUCGGACUUCGCCUGCUGUUGACGGCCUCGAACAAUGUGAAUAUCGCGUAACUGUUCGCAUCAGUGACCAUCAUGUAUAAGAAAAUAUUCUUCAUUGUUCUUAUAACGUUCAUAGUUUUUAAUACUGCCGAUACGAGGAAAACUAGGAAGACCAAACGGACGAAAAGUGACGAGGACUCUACUCCUCAACCUAAUGUGGUUACAUAUUCAACGUUCGGAUUUAAUGAUGUCGGGAAUUACGAUGGAUUUGUGCCUAGUUCGCCAGACUACACCAGCUACAUGAGCAACUACAAUCAAGAUUCAUCUAAGAGGUUGUAUGCUCCAGCCUUUCCUACGGCUCAAGAUGUUACAGGAUUUAAUAGUCAGUCACAGAACAACCAACCCUACAAUACGGCAGACGAUAGCAAUCCCCAGGCGAGUACAUUGCACUUUUCUCAAAUGAGUUUAUACCCUCAGCCAAAUUUUGACAGUGAAUCUCAAAUUCAAAGUUUUGCUUCUGAACAAGUUCAGUUUGCACCAAACCAAGGCGAUUCAAGCAAUCCUAUUUAUGGAGCAAAAUUAAGUUCUAGAAGCCGAAAUAAACUUAAUUUUUCUGAUUACUCUGUGUUUAGCAACGUAUCUCCUAAUACAAGUGAAGGAACAUUUUCAACAUCAUUUGAAGUGAAGACCACACACGAAAGUAAGCCACAACAGUCCUACGGUGAGCAACAUAAGAAUUAUCAAAAUAGUUACAAAUAUCCGCCAACGUAUGCACCAACGGCUACUGACAAUUUUAAAACAACUCAAAGUUCUUUAAAUUUUCCUAGAGUAGUAGACUUUACUAAAUUCAAACAGUAUUAUCCUACUGACCUUGAAAAUAAGUUUUCGACUGGUACAAUAAAUCCGACAAAUCCGUACGAUUCUUUACCUAGAGACCAAAGUGAGAACUCUUAUUCCAAUUUUGAUGAUCUUGAUAUCAAACUUACAACUUCGUCAUCAGCUUUCAAAGAUCCUUUCAAAAAAGAUAUUGAACCAGUCACUGAAAAGGAAUAUUUGAAACCAAACAAUUUAGAAUCGGAAUAUUCCCAAAAUUAUUUCGGCUAUCAAAACAAAAAUCCAUUUAGAGACUCUAAAGGAAACAUCGAUUAUAAAGAUAAAUUUAAGUACAAUCCAUGGACUUUCGUUAAUUAUACGAACGACUUUAAAAAUUGGAAAAAUCCAAUAAAAGGUUAUCAAUACGCUACGAAUUACAGUAACAUGAACUUUGCGUUUGACCUUAGUGGUUCUAAAAAUUUUCCGGGUGCUGAAGAAAUUGACCCCAAAAAGACAAUGAAUAAUGAUGAAGUCAUACCAGCCAGUAGCAAUGUAGUAGACUUGGCUAGCUAUCAAUUCCCUGAAACAGAUUACUCCUCAUUCAAGAAGGUACCUGGUUAUAAAGGGGAAGAAUAUACUGAUCUAUUCGAAGCAUUGAAGCCGCAAGGCUAUAAAUAUGAUCCUGUAGAAUAUGUUAGAAAUUUGUACGGUACUAACUUGCCUAAAACUACAACUCAGUGGGGAAAUGUUUACAAAACUUCUGAAUACUCACCUUAUAAACAGCGCGGGAAGAAACCUCAGUUUGGAGAAGAAUAUGCUGAUGAAGUAGUUCAUAUACCACGAAGACCUUAUGGUAAUAAAUAUAACUUUGGGAAAUAUUCAGAGGCUAAACCGAAUGAAUGGGCUUCUUACGGUAGACCAUACAAGUCGAAGAAACCACAAAAUGAAUGGGCGAAUGAAUAUUCAACAAAAUUUAAGUCCGAAGAAGACUUAUUAGGGCUUAGGACUCACGAUACCUCGAACCCUUCAUAUUUACCGUCGUAUAGACCUUUUACGAACGACCUGUCCAGUGAUUAUGAUUAUAAGAAGUUGGUUGAUAAAUGGCGACAAUCAUACAUGAAGGCAAAAUACAAGAACGCUGGUCUUCACGAUUUUGAAAGUUUUGCCUCCGAACAAAAACCUAUGCAUGUACCCAUACCGAAACCUUACGCGAUCGAAAUACCUCAUCCGGUAAUAGUGCCGGUACCUCAACCGUACCCAGUGAGGGUGCCCAUACCAAAACCCGUCGCCGUGCCGGUUAUUCGGGAAUUGACCGUACAGGUGGAAAAACCCGUGCCGUACCCUGUUGUCAAAAAGGUUCCCUACCCGAUCGAAAAACUCGUACCAGUGCCCGUUGAAAAAGAGGUUCCUGUCCCGGUUGUAAAGCCGUAUCCGGUGUCUAUCCCGCAAAUCAGGCCCGUGUUCCACCACACUAGACCGCGAGAAGAAGACCCCAUCGAUGACGAAGAUGACGAUUACCUACCCCGUCCGGAGACCAGCAAGAAGGUGCCUUAUGCUAAGAGACCUAGAGGCCGAUCUCGUAUACGCCCUCGUCGACUCUCUCGUCCUACCUAUUCCGACCGUAAUAGACGAAGGUGGCCUGCCCGUAAACCAGAGCCUACUUUUAAACCCAAAUACGCCACGAGAUUGCCCAAAGACUUCCACACCCAGCCCUUCAGAUACCACGAGGAUGACGUCUUCGAUCAUGAUCAUACCGAUUACAUCAUUUAUUGCAAGAGAACUGGUAACUGUUGAUAGAGAUUUAUGCUUUAUUAGAUAAUGCAUAAAAUGUUUUAGUUAUAAGCUUAAUUUAAAAAUCUUUUCUAUUGUUCCGUCUAGC